AUGACGGAGGAAAUAACCGGCGAUUGGAGCUACUACGUGUAUAUCUCGCUGACGUUGGUUCCAGUCUAUUUGGCAUUUCGGCUCAUUAAGUCACUCGGCUGGCAGCUCUUCGUCAACAACUGA
Molecule: messenger RNA, 123 nt
Organism: Drosophila teissieri
Lineage: Eukaryota; Metazoa; Arthropoda; Insecta; Diptera; Drosophilidae
Exons: 1
Coding region: 1-123 (40 amino acids)
Source: RefSeq, a predicted model, not a curated record